Molecule: messenger RNA, 1878 nt
Organism: Gadus macrocephalus (Pacific cod)
Lineage: Eukaryota; Metazoa; Chordata; Actinopteri; Gadiformes; Gadidae
Gene: mettl25
Product: methyltransferase like 25
Exons: 7
Coding region: 127-1752 (541 amino acids)
Source: RefSeq, a predicted model, not a curated record
UCGUCCGCCUGGAUCCAUCGGUUCCUUUUUCAACUGCUCAUGUCUGAAACUGCUUUGGGCUUGUGGCACACACCAUUCGUGCGCUAAUAUCAAGUACUCUUCAAGUGCCCUCUUUGAAGAGUUUCAAUGUCUUCUUUGAAGGAUUCUCCCUCAGAUAUUCGGGCACGGAUAGACGAAGUAAGGCGGUUUCUGUCAAUAGCGCUGAGCAUCGCUAACGCUCAUACGGUGGAGUUCUACACUCACGAUGUGUGGAGCAGGCUAAUAGCUGUCACACCAGAAGAGGUCUUAUCAGCCAUCAGUUUUCAGGACGGCCACCAGAGGGCGCCAGAACGCAACACAGAUGAGACGCCUAAAACCACAUUUGGGUUUUGCGAGAGAACCCAUCGCCUGGUCGAUAUUCAUACAUUACUGGAGGCUGCCAAAGCGCUCUCUAUCCCUGGCCUUGGAGUCUGUCUGUCCAGGAAGCAGCUGAUGCAGUCUCUCAGAAAAGACUCCCACGUCUCCACACAUGCAGAGCAAGCAGAUGCAGAGAUGGAGCCGAGCGAGUUCAUGAACUCAAAGAAGUCCCACGAGGUGCAGUCCAUGUCGGAGGUGGUGUCCUGCCUUGCCCAGGGGUGCAGAGUCAAUCAGGUGAUCGACGUGGGCUCAGGUAAGGGCUACCUGUGCUCCUUCCUGUCGCUGCGGUACGGCCUGCAGGUGUACGGCAUCGACUCCUCCAGCUCCAACACCCACGGGGCCCACGAGAGGAACCGCAAGCUGAAGAGGUUCUCCAGGGCCUACCAGACCCACCUGAGGAGCCCUCCUCAGCCGGAGCUCCCAGGGUCAGCGGACGUGGCGGCGGCGGCGGCGGCGGCGGCGGCGGCGGCGGCCGAUAAACCCGUGAGCGACGGGGGCCAAUCGGAGGACGUUAUCGGUACGGCCGCCGAGAGAGGAAGGUCGGCGGUGGAUGGAUGUGCGCCCGAUGCGGUCAGAGAGGGAAACGCAGCGUGUCUGAGGGAGGAGGAAGAGGAAGACACAGCUCGUCUGAGGGCGGAGGAGGGGGAUGAAGAGGGUAAAGAGGACGCGGCGGCUUCCCCUUCAGAGUCGGCCGCCUCAUCCAUAGACGUGGGUUCGAUUCCCGACGCCGUGGAGGACGUGGAGCCGGCGGACCCCUUCCUGGGCGCGCUGCCCCUGGAGGCCACCGAGGCGGUCUCCGGCGGCGGGCCCCCCAGAGCGGCCCCCCCCGGGCUCAGCGUCGCGGAGCGCGAGAGGAGGAAGCAGGAGAACCUGGCGAGGAAGGCGUGCCGUGGUGCCGGGGGCGGGGCUGGGGGCGGGGCCGAGGGCGGGGCCCUCUACUCGCCGCUGACCUCCUACGUCACCGCGGAGACGGAGCUCAGGGACCUCAUCGACGGGCUCCAGGAUGCGGUGCUGGUGGGUCUGCACACGUGCGGCGACCUGGCCCCCAGCACCCUGAGGAUGUUUGCGGCCAAGCGGGAGCUGGCGUCCGUGUGCAGCGUGGGCUGCUGCUACCACAUGCUGACGGAGGAGUUCGGCCCCGCAGCGCCCCCACCAGGUGAUCUGGCGGCACUGCAGGCCGCGCCCCCACCAGGUGAUCUGACGGCACUGCAGGCCGCGCCCCCACCAGGUGAUCUGACGGCACUGCAGGCCGCGCCCCCACCAGAUGGCGGUGUGUUUGGCUUCCCCAUGAGCGCUUACCUCCGGAGCAGUCGUGGUUCUGUGGCCGGAACGCCCGGAUGUCUGCCUGCCUGGUGAGUCAGCUGACCUGACGUCAGUCAACACCUUUAAAUCCGUCUGAAAGCAUGGUCAUCUAGAUUGACAUGACUUGACUUAAAAUCUCUCUCUCUCUCUCUCUCUCUCUCUCUCUCUCUCUCUCUCUCU